AUGAUCGGAUCCGCCAAUGAUCCAGCACAACCAUUCGCCAAAACCAUUUGUUCAAUCUGUUACGAAGAUCUCAAACCCAUUGUUGAAGAUCUUCAAGCCAUUUCAAUUUGCGGUCAUGUCUUCCAUGAGCUCUGCAUACAACAGUGGUUCGAGUACUGUUCGAAAGGGAAGAAGAAAUGUCCCAUAUGCAAGCAAAACUGUUCAGCAUCCAACGUGAGUCGGCUCUAUUUCCAGUCAGUUGGUGAUGCUAAUGAGCCUAAGCUCUCUCAAAAACUGCAAAGUCACAAAGAAGACCCAGAGGAACUGCAGAUAGAAGUCAGGAGACUUGAGGGUAAGGUCAAGGGGCUCAACUCAGCUUUAGGAAGUCGAGAGGAUGAUCUCAAAAACAUUAGUAAUGAGCUUUGUGUGUGCAAAGAGCAGUUGAAGAAAGAAUCAGCAUUGAAAAAUGAAGCUUUGGAGCAAACCCAGACAAUUAAUCGUUUACUUAAUAUGAAAACACAGGAACUUAAUAAAUCAGAUUUGGAACGCAUUAAGUUGCAGGAGAGGAAUAUGGCUUUAGCCAAAGAACUUGCUUCAUUCAAGUUGGUCUCUGAUUUAAACUUGGAAGAGGAAGAGAUUGUGAAACUUGCUUCUUUGGGUACUGGGGCCCACAGUAAAGAGAGUUCUGAUGUCUUAAAGAAGUCAUUGGUUGUUCGCAACAAGAUGUAUAAGGAACUAAUUGCCAAGUGCAACACUCUUGGAAGAGAAGAGGCACACACCCGUAAAAAGCUUGAAAAAGCUAAAGAGAAAGUAGAUAAAUUGAAGAAAAGAAUCCAAGAACUGGAAACCACAAAUGAAAUUAAAGACAAUGAAGUCUUGAGAGCAUUAAAAGCUUCCCGGACAACAAAGAGAUCCGUGAGUGUACUAAAUGGUGUGGACUCCACUAGUAUCGACACAUGUACGCCACAGGAUACAAUAAAGGAAGACGUAGAUCAAGUUGCAGCCAUGUCUAUUGAUCCCGUUCAUCUUAGAAAUACGAAGAGGUUAAAAGUCUCGGAGAAUAUUGACGGAAGUAACAAUAAAGAUGGUUUCAGCACUCCGGACCCGGGGAUAAGUUCCUACAUUCUAAUUGACGAUGACACACCCGAGGUUUUAAAAUCACAUGAAUUUUCGUCAUUUGAUCCAGUUCCUGAGCCUACUAAAAGCGCAACAAAUGGUGGUUCCUGUUUAUCGAGGCCUGUGCAUGAAACAAGAAAACAAAAUGGGGUUUCUUUGAACCAUAAAGACGAGGAUGUGCUGCUUCUUCACGAGAUUCCGCAAAAUAAGUCUCCGGUUAACAUCACAAAAGAAGCUUUGCCGGUUGUUAAUUCUCAAGAAGGAGACUUUUGUUUCUCGGCCGGACUGCUAGGUCCAGACGGAACUAAAAGGCACCUUGGAAAAUGGUGCAAAAAGGGUCAAAACAAGGGUUUUAAUGCGUCUUCGAUACCAACACAAGUAUCGGGAAAUCUUAUUGCUAUUGGAGCCGAUGGUAGAGGUGGUACAAUCAAAGUUUUAAGAUCUCAGAAUCUGUCCUCACAGGAUUGCAAAGAAUCUUCAGUUUUGGCCAAAAAUGGCAAGUAUGGCACCAAAACAAGUAGUUUGCAACCGCGUGGGUGCUUGCAGAUCGACCACUUCUUUCGAAAAGCCGGUCAAUAGUUAGUAUAAAACUUUGUUAUAUGUAGAUUUCUUUGGUGGUAAUCAUGAGUUUCUUGGUCAGCUUACGUGCAUUGGCUAAUCCCCUGGGCAACCACGAAUGAUCUGAAGUUAUCGCAGGUGAACCUACAU
Messenger RNA from Cynara cardunculus var. scolymus (artichoke), 1803 nucleotides. Its product is annotated as E3 ubiquitin-protein ligase TRAIP. Bases 1 to 1674 code for a protein of 557 amino acids. The record is from RefSeq and is a predicted model, not a curated record. The transcript has 9 exons. Lineage: Eukaryota; Viridiplantae; Streptophyta; Magnoliopsida; Asterales; Asteraceae.